Molecule: messenger RNA, 756 nt
Organism: Aedes albopictus (Asian tiger mosquito)
Lineage: Eukaryota; Metazoa; Arthropoda; Insecta; Diptera; Culicidae
Exons: 2
Coding region: 1-756 (251 amino acids)
Molecular function (GO): zinc ion binding; nucleic acid binding
Source: RefSeq, a predicted model, not a curated record
AUGAAUGACCACGUGUACUUUGGACUGUUGCGGAUCGAAGUUCGAGUCUACUACCCGUCUCCGCUAAUGUGCUUCAACUGCGGAACUUACGGUCACCCACGGAAGUCAUGCCAACAGCCUGGUAUCUGCCUGCAAUGUUCUCAACCGUUGCACGUGGCAGAAGGAGAGCAAUGCGAAAAUACACCCCACUGCCUCCAUUGCAAAAACGAACAUUCUGUCAGGUCUCGGGUUUGUCCGAAGUACAAAGAAGAAGACACGAUUAUCCACAUGAAAAACGAUCGUGGCAUCUCGUUUGGUGAGGCCAGGCGCCUAUACAACGAAGAACAUCGUAGAGAAACUAUUGCGCAAAUGAUUCAGAACCAGCUUAAGCAAGAACUUGUUGCAAAAGACCAACUGAUCGCAGCUCUCCAAAAACAAGUUGCUGACCUGGCCAAAGAACUUGCUUCCCUUAAAUCAACACUUCGCGAACCACAGCUACCGCUCGCUCAACGCACUUCGAUUGGAAACCAGGCUUCUACAUCUGGAACAGCACCCAAGACGCAGCACCAAUCCAGGAAAGACAAAGGUUUCGUCAUGCCGCGUGCCAAAUCAAACGAUAAUCUUGAAAACGGAAUCGACAAUAGGAUUCGCACCAGGAGCCGCAGCAACAAGCGAGUGCUGGAGAGCUCUCCGACAGACCGCAACGAAAAUCACGGUAAGCGUGUGUCGCAUCAUCCAAGAACGACGAGUAGUGCGACCAAUUCGGAAACAGGAUAG